Malania oleifera is the source of this 877-nucleotide messenger RNA. RefSeq lists its product as uncharacterized. The record is from RefSeq and is a predicted model, not a curated record. The transcript has a single exon. Lineage: Eukaryota; Viridiplantae; Streptophyta; Magnoliopsida; Santalales; Ximeniaceae. Bases 61 to 663 code for a protein of 200 amino acids.
AAGCAAGUAAAAACUCUCCAUCUGUGUUUCCAAACUUAGCUAAUUAAAUCAUUAUCAGCAAUGGCGCCGCCGGAAACCACCCUUAAGGAGGAUCAGGCCGCCGACGACAAAGCUUCCAAACGCGGACUGGACCGCGAGGUCAGGCAGAUGGUGUCUGCACUAACCCACCGCCUCGCUGAUCUCCAACGCGGAGUUCUUAAUCACAAGCCCGGCGCAUCUGAUUCUGGCCACCGCCUGCAAGUCGACAAAGACGACGGUCGCGACAACCCUGAGGACGACGACCAAGGCGACGAUCACGGUAUCAGAAUCAUUACUCUCGCCGGAAGCAACACGGGAGCCGCCAUGCGAGGUGAGUACUCCAGCGACGAGCUCAAGUCCGAUAAAACUCGACUUCCCGGCCGCCAGAUGCACGACGGCGACGACGCCUUGAGUACGUACGUCAACAGCAAUUUCCAAGCCAUCAACAAUUCUAUCAUGCUGGGCGGCGACUACAGCACCAACGAUCCUGGCGUUCACUUGGACAUCUCCGACUACUUCGACGAUGAUCGCGGCCAUCCCCACAGCCCCAAGCAUUCCCGCGGCCAUGGCAAGAAAGCUAAGAGCAAAGACAAGGAAUCGUCUUCCUCGAAGACCGACAAAGACUUUGACCACCGUUCCGAUUAAGUUAUCAGGCUUUCCGGCGACAUAUGAUACCCCCACGCCCGACGACGCACAACUCAAAGGCACCUCGCCACCCAAGAUAAAUAAAAUAAAAUAAAGAAAAUGCUGGCUUUCCUGAUGAUUUUAUAAAUAUGUAUUUCAGACUGAAUUUGGUGUUUUUUUAUUUUUUGGUCUUAUGUAAUUCAUGUUUCGAAUUUAAGAACGAGUGCUUUUAUUA